AAUUAAAACACAUCUUAGGUGAAGCAUUUGCAUUGAAAAUGUUAUAAUCAUGCAAAUAAGACAGAGUAUGAGUUGGAGAGAUUCCUUGGAGGAGACACAGCUCUAACAUUUAUCAAAUAAUGUCUCAAUCCAAAUCUGGAUUAGUUGGCCUCAUUGAUAUGUGAUUAAGAUGAGAUUCCUUAUGUCGCCUAACAACUUUGAUAUAAAUUGAGAAGAUGCCAAUGGAAAAAUACAGAUCCAUAACUCAACUCAACAUUCAAACAAAGGCUUCUCUUUUUCUUCUCUUUAGCAGAAAAAUAAAAAUGGCAGUAAUUCCUAUAAAUACAAAAUCCAAUUUCCAUGGCCGCUCAAUCAGCUUGCCAUCUAGACCACACCCCCUCGUUCUUAAAUGCAGUCAACAUUUGGAAACCUUACUAAGCUCUUCCAAUGAAACCUCUUCCUCAUCGUCACUUUUCCAUAAGAUUGAUGGCUUGCGAGAUUUGAUCGAGUGUGUUGAAAAUUUGAUUCAGCUUCCACUAACACAAGAUGCACUUGUUCAUGAUCAGCAUCAAGAAAAUUGGGUUAAUAACCUCUUGGAUGGAUCCUUAAGGCUAUUAGAUGUGUGUAGUUCAGCCAAAGAUGCUGUAAUUCAUACAAAAGAAUGCACAAGGGAACUUCAAUCCAUCAUAAGACGAAGAGGAGGCGGAACGGAGGUCACUGCAGAGGCUAAGAAAUUUUUGACAUCUAGAAAGAUUGUGAAAAAGGCCAUCUCCAAAGCCUUGACAAAUUUGAAAGGAAAUACCAAAAAUUGCAACAUGUUAUCUACAAACAAAGACCAUCAAACAUUGUCUUUGAUUAAAUUAUUACAAGAUAUUGAAGUAGCUACACUUUCUACAUUUCAAACAAUACUGCAAUUUAUCUCAGGGACUACACAAUCAAAGUCAAACAGCUGGGGUUCCAUUUCCAAGCUAAUUCAGCCCAAAAGAGUUGCUUGCUCACAAUUGACAGAUGAAAGUGAAUUUGCUCAAGUGGAUGUAGCAUUGCAGUCUUUCAUAUUUACCAAGACGAGUAAAGUUGAAGGCAUCAAUGAUCUGCAAAACCACUUGGAGAAAACCGAGUCAUGCAUUCAAGACCUUGAAGAAGGACUCGAGUUUCUGUUUAGACGUCUUAUCAAAAUCAGAGUGUCAUUUCUUAAUAUCCUUAAUAAUUAAUAGAGUUUUUAUGGGAAUCAAAAUUUUGUAGUGAUAUAGAUACACUUGUACAUGGAAAUUAUAUAUGUAAAUGUAUAACAAUAAU
This is a messenger RNA of Vicia villosa (hairy vetch), 1275 nucleotides long. RefSeq lists its product as uncharacterized. The coding region runs from base 216 to 1190 and encodes 324 amino acids. The record is from RefSeq and is a predicted model, not a curated record. NCBI's taxonomy places the organism in Eukaryota, Viridiplantae, Streptophyta, Magnoliopsida, Fabales, Fabaceae. The transcript has a single exon. Gene Ontology annotation, biological process: shoot system development; root development.